AGCCCGGCUCAUAAAUUCUGGAAAUUUUCUUUGAAACUCGUACCCCAUAUAGAUCGGAAACAUAUUGAAUAUAAACACUACUAUCCAAUGUGGGCUCCUCUGCUCGCUUUAGUUAUCCUUGGGCUAAACAAUGCAGCAUCCUCGUUCGUGGGCUGGGAUAAUGCGUUUUACGAGCAGCAGGCAAUGUAUAUGCGUCCUGGUGAGCCCCACAUCCAGGAAGGACAGACGCUGCUCAACAUGCUGUACGUGCAAAACCAGAUCCAGGUCUACUGCCAGCCGCCAACAGAGUUCUCCAUGUGGAACGUCUUCCAGAGCAACCGCCUGCGCUUGCAGAUAGCCGCUGGCGGAGGUUACAGUCAGUAUAGGGGAGCCACCGUGCGGGAAGUCUAUCAUGCGCAUAGCCAGCAGGAUGAGUGCCACGAAGGAAAGCCGUUGGGGCAUUCCGCAGAGGAGGCACGGAUCAUUCCUAUGCCCACGUAUGACCACUCCUGUUACGGCAUCUACACAUCCAAGCCGUUCGUCCUUACGCUCGAAGUGAUCAGUUUCGACCUUGAGCGGGUGACACAGUUCACCUUUGGCAUCGUUUUAUGGGUAAGCUGUCCGCUCCUGGCGGAUUCCCUGCUUUUCUUCUACUGCUCAGCUGCGGCCCUGGGCGCCCACCUGGCGGGUUUGUUGGCGGUCGCAGCCACCCUAAUGGCAUCUGAUGGCGAGCGGUACCUGCGACCCGGAACGCUCAAGGUGAACUUCAAGCUGGUGCUUAACGAACGGCCAAUUGUGAUAACCCUGGCACUGGUCGGUGGCGCCUGGUUGCUGAAGUCCGCCUCCCAGAGGUGCAGCUUUCUGUGGCGGCGCACUCUCUUUCGUCGCCUGCAUCACCGCUUUCUGAGGGCCACCUCCUACUGGUUGAUCCUCACUGCAUCCGAUCACAGGUGCUUUGGAAUGACCUGCCUUAUGCUGCUGAUCCCCUGGCCGGAACUUUUGACGGUGCUACGCUGGCUCAAAACCAUAUACGCUUGCUACAAAAGGGGCUCUGUUGAACCCACGGUCCAGGUGGAAAUCGAGAACCAGGGCAGCCCUAAUCCUUAUCAAGGCUCAUAUUUUCGGAUCGGGAGAUCCAAAUACAAUAAUCGUUUAUCCGAAAGCAGUGGAAGUUUUAGCCAAAAUAACUUUUAUCGCGACCAAGAGGUCCAGGAUAAUGCCUUAAUCUAUGAAUCGAAUUCUAAUUGUCAAGGACAACCCUCCCCCCUUAACAGCUGUCUCCAGAUGUCUCCGCCUAGAAGAUCAUCCCGUCCAGAACCCCAUUUGACCUCCUUAUAUCGCAAUCUUAACUAUUCAAACACGAAAAGCAGCUACACAUUUAUGAGAUAAAAUAACCUACAACCUACAAGAAAUCGGACAAGGACUCGAAUCGGUUGCAAAAAUAUUCCAUUUGCCAAGAUAAGUUGCCUUAUGAAAGAGGUUGCCGAUGGGUGGGGCAGACAAAGAGGCUGAAAAGCGAGGAAAUCUUAAGGCAAACCCAUGAACCCAAACCCAAAGCUCAUUCAUGACAAUCAACCUAAGAACUGAGAUAACAGAUUCGAUAUGUUUUUAUGCUUUAUAAACAAUUAAAUCCAUGUGUAUUCUUUAA
Drosophila simulans is the source of this 1627-nucleotide messenger RNA. RefSeq lists its product as uncharacterized. The record is from RefSeq and is a predicted model, not a curated record. NCBI's taxonomy places the organism in Eukaryota, Metazoa, Arthropoda, Insecta, Diptera, Drosophilidae. Gene Ontology annotation, cellular component: nuclear envelope. Bases 88 to 1368 code for a protein of 426 amino acids. The transcript has a single exon.